AUGGAGCUUCUUCAGAGCCUGCUGCUGGCGUUGAUUGGAGUUAUAGGGAUUCCUUCCCUGUCUCUCCUCUCCUGGGCGAUUUACUAUGAUCUUUACAGGAGUGAAAUUCCACCUGGAUUUGACAGUCCAUUAAAGCUUCGAGGUCUUCACUGUCUUGCCAUAAUGGCAUUCACUGCGGUAAGUUGGGGACUGGAUGAGCCGUUAGUUGAGCCAGCAGGUCCUUGUUAUGUUCUUAUGGGAAAGGUGAUUAAGAAAUGUAUUAUUAUUAUUAAAGUUAAUAAUACUUAUCUGUAGGCACCAGGCAAAACCAAUUCUAUAUCUUUUAAAGGUGUUAUUGGUUUGCUUUGUUCUUUCAUUGUGUAUUUUGGGUUUUUAUCUUGCAUUUUUUUGCUGUGAACCACCAUGAGAUCCUUUCAAGAAGGGCAGUAUAUUUAUUUAAUUAAAAAUAAUAAAUAACAGUUUAUAUAUUUAAGUAAUUCAUAUACUGCUGAAUCCAACAUGCAUAAUGAAAUCAGUAAAAUCAAUGAAUUCACUUGACGAUGUGAUGAAGAUAUUAUCACUUUCAACAAGGGCUUCCUUUCAGCCUAUAGAAGGACACACAUAGAGAGAAAAAGCCCUAUUUUCUUUACGUCAUGGUUUCUUCAGGAAAGCACAUAUUGCCUCAUAGGCAAGCAAGGAGAUUGUGGAUUGUUUCUCCAAAGCUUAGCUUGUUUCCCAGCUUCUUUUGCCUCUGUACUUUGGCGGGUGUUUAGGUUGGGGUGACCAAUUCUAAGCUGACCAAUUGAAAUUAAUGGACUUGGCUAACAUGUGCUCAUUCAUUUCAAUUGGUCUACUUUAAAUAGGACUUAUUUGGAUACCACCCACUGUGAAUAGGUUGCAAAUGUGGGCACUAUUUUCAUGAGACUUUUCCUUUGCCCAACAGGGGAAGUGUCUUGAGCUGCUGGGUGUCUGCAGACAGGUUGCCGUUAUCCGCUUCCUCCAGAGUUUCUGGAAUCCAAGAGCGGAUCCCAGCCUCUCUUCCAAAGAUCUGCAUUUCGAUGGGGUGCCUGUGAGGGUUUAUCAGCCCAAAACACCAUCUGCUGGCCCAAGGAAAGGAUUUGUGUUCUUCCAUGGAGGUGCUGGGAUGGUUGGGAGCAUCGGUAAGAGAUUAAAGCUGUGAGCCUAUGAACACUUACCUAGAGGCAAGCCCCACUGAACUCAAAUAAGCCAAUGUAGAAUCCUAGAAAUGUUGUGAAACCUCUAUUGUCAAACCUGCAGUCAAAGAGAGCCCGCCACCUCCCAAGCGAGGCGGUUCCCUGUCAAACAACUCUUACCAUGUUUAAUUGGAAUCUCCUUUCUGGGUAGAAGUGCUUCAGAUAUCAUUGGAAGAGAGGUUUACAGGGCUGAAAUACAAGAGUGUUGGUGGUAGUUCCUGAAGAGACAAGGGGCACACGUGUGCUUUGGAUUUGCAUAUGUUAAUUUAUACACAUGGACCCUCUUGUUCUCAUGGCUUCGCAGAUCCCACCUCUCUAGUGGUCAAUGCUCAGGGAACCGGGGAGCUGCACUCCAGCAAGCAGCCCUUGGGGGAGGGACAGAUGCCCCCCACUGCUGAUACUGACUCAUUCCUUUCAUAAAAUUCAUAUAACACUUGAUUUCAUAGAACCUCAAAUAGGUUCACAAAUAUGUAUCUAAUAGGUUGCUGUUCCUGAUUGCUCUGCUUACCAACCCAGCCACCCUCCCACCCCUGGCCACCCCCUCAUUUACACCUGACCAAAUCCCACACCCACCCACCACACCCACAUGUGUUAAUUUAUACACAGUGAUAAUUAAUACAUAGGUCAACUUUCCGAAACCCGUAACCCGAAACUGGGCCUCUGCCAGGUUUCCAUCUCAGAAAACCAAUCACAAUUUUACAAGUUGGCAAAUAGCAGUGCCACUUUCAGAAACACAAAGCAACAAACUUCUUAUCAGAGUUCCCCAAAUCGCCUGCCAUCACACCCGAAAUUUCCCCAUGCAGGUGAGCAGAGUGCUGUUGCAGCCAGGCUCUCUUUGUGGGCUUCCUGCUGACAUCUGGUUGGCCUUGGGGAGAACACAAGGCUGGGCUGGCUGGGUCUUUGGCCUAAUCCAGAAUGGCUCUUUCCCAUCUCUUAGGGACAAUAUGAGUGGUUGAGAGAACUGGACUUGCACCAGGUUUCAUCUCGCAAGACCAAUUGCAAUGUAACAGGUUGGCAGUUAACAAGUCCCAUUCAGUAGCCUUCCAUUGCAACAGCCUAUGAAGCAGGAACUGUGGGAGGAAGGAAGGCUAGGAUCAAGUUACACAUGAAGAAAUUGGGAGUCAGGAGACUGGUGACAGCUUGCUAUUGCUAUUGCUACAGACAUUCAUAUUUGGGGGAAUAGGGGCACCUGUGCCCCUCCAAGAUCUUGCUUCCUGGAAUACAACUCCCAUGCUCCCUCACUUCAACGGCUAGACAGAUUUCUUCUAAGGUGGAAUUUGGGAGUUUCUUAUAACAAGUUUGUUUUUCCUGUUUUUCCCAUCUCUGAAAAUUGCAAUAGGUUUGCAAAUAUGAACACAAACGAUAACAUGUUAAGUAAAUGAAAGCUUGCAACUCAUGGAUCUGUGUGCAAUGAUCUCAGGCAGACAAACAGCUCCGGUAAGAAUUAAUGAGCCUCUGGAAGAUUUAUGUACGUUUAUUUACAGUUCAAAAUCACAGGAUGUGGCAAACGCCUGUCAUUCUCCGAUACGACGUGCUCAGUCUGAGUUUCCGUUUCUCAGACACCACAAAGGGAGACAAGAUCCGGUCCUUCCCCUUUCCCCCUUACUUAGCAAUUUCACAUUCUCCUCCAUCCUACUGUGAGGAUAAUUUGGGCAUCCUCCCCCCUUGCUGUCCAGUGAAGAUUUCUCUGAGAGCUCUACUCUAGUAACCUCUUCCAGGGCAUCUCCCCCCACAUUCUGAAGCAGCAAACUGCCUGCCUUUAUUACUCUGCCAGGUGGAGAUAUUUUUUGGGAGGGAGAGGUUGUAAUUCGAUUCAUUUUGUUUUUAUAUGGGAACCUAUUUAUUUUGCAUCUUGUGAAGCAAUUUGUGAACCCAAAGUCAGUCUCUGACACUUACAACGCAGCACUGUAGCAAUGGGAUGUUCACGAUGCAUAAAAAGGCUUAUGUCAGUGAAUAUUGCAUGUACCAAUAUCUAAUGUAAGGGAAGAUUUCUUUGCAAAAAUGUGCUUUUUAAGGCAAGAUUGGAGGCAGCAGUGUUUCUGCAUAGCAGUUGCUGGAAACCCUGGGCAGGUACAGAAUGGAAGGUAAGUGUGGAAAAAUGAGAAAGGAUUCAUUCAUUCCUGCCUGUGACUCCUGGGAGUUGCAGUCUCACAACAUGUAGAGCAGGGGUAGCCAACCUAAGGCCUGUGAGCUGGAUGUGGCCCAAUCACCUUCUCAAUCCGGCCCGUUGAUGGUCUGGGAAUCAGCGUGUUUUUACAUGAGUAGAAUGUGUCCUUUUAUUUAAUAUGCAUCUCUGGGUUAUUUGUGGGGCAUAGGAGUUCGUUCAUCCCCCCUCCCAUAUAGUCUGGCCCACCACAUGGUCUGAGGGACGGUGGACCGGCCCACGGCUGAAAAAGGUUGCUGACCCCUGAUGUAGAGCAAUGGAAGCCAAAGGUGUCAUCCUUCGGGUUCUGCUGUGACUUAUGUCCAUGCAUUUAAGUGGGACUUCUGUGAAUGCAUCACCCCUGGGUUGUGAAACAGCUUCCUUUCUUUAGCUAUAUCUUCCACAUAAUUGUUUCCCAAUUUUGAAUUUCCCUCCCAACUUGCUAGCAUUCUACGAAGAUGUCUGCAGCAAGAUUGCCAAGGAGACUGAUUCAGUGGUUGUGUCUGUUGGGUGAGUAAACACAACCCCAUGGCCUUUCGUAGGGAAAGAUUGUAGGGGCCCAGCAUGCUGCUGUAUUUCAGGCUGGCAUCCCUGGCCAUAUUCCCUGCAGGAGAAAGAGGCUCCCCACGAAAGCUGUCAACAUUCUGUUCUGUGAUUGAAAAUCAGAGCUUCAUGUGCUUAAGACAUGAACACGCUCGCUUUUGUGGGGGGACUAUGAACUGGGCAUAAGGCCUUGCACAGCACCCCUAACCAGGGCCUCCAGAUCAGCCUCAACUUGGAGACCACCCAACCCAGAUCCAGCCUGAAAUCAAUCUGGGAUUGGGGCUAAUGUUCAGUUAGGGCUUUUAAAUGUAUAAGCAGGAAGAGACUGGGAAACGCCCCCUGCAUCUAAACAGGAGGAGGAUGGAAAGUUGCAAGUGGCAAAUGGUCUUCCACCAGCUGGAUCCAAUCCUGCAGGGUUCUGCUUCCCCAGCGUUCCCUACACUCUUUUGCUAGCUGGUAAAGUCAGUUUUUUAAGGGCAUAAGCCAGCUGGCUGUCACCUGCAUUGUAUCUUCUACAAUUGAUCCAGCAGGCUCUUCUUGUAAUUCUAGGUGAUCAUGAAUGUGUUUGGAAAAGAUUCUGGAAGUUUACCGCUUUGAUUCUGUUUUAUUCUACAGCUACCGCCUGUCUCCUCAGCAUCUUCCUCCCGCUCAGUACAAGGACUGCCUUGCUGCUACCAUACACUUAAUUCAAAAUGCAGCUUCCCAUGGGGUGGAUCCUUCCAAGAUCAUUGUUGGUGGGGACAGUGCGGGGGGCAAUUAUGCUUGUAUUGUUGCCCAGAAAUUGGUGGAGAUAUCAGACCUUCCAAAGCUACGGGCUCAAGUGAUCAUCUAUCCUUAUACACAGGCUAUGGACCUCAACCUGCCUUCCUAUCAGCAGAACAGUUCAAUGCCCAUCCUGUUCCGGGAAAACGUUGCUUACUUUGGAUUGAAGUAUACUGGAAAGGACCCUUCUUUGUUAGGCCAGGUCCUGAAGGGCUCUCAUGUGCCAGAUUCAAUGAGGCUGAAAUAUGGGAAGUGGUUGAGUCCAGACAACCUUCCAGAGAGAUUUAAGGGGAGAGGCUACAAACAAGUCCCACUUGCUCCUUAUGAACCUGAAGCCUAUAGGCAAUUGUCAGAGACAUUAGAAGCCGAUUUUUCUUGCCUUUUUGCUGAGGACACUGUCAUCCAGAAGCUUCCUGAAACCCUAAUUGUGAGCUGCGAGUACGAUGUAGUACGAGAUGACGCACUGCUGUACAAGAAACGUCUGGAGGACAAUGGGGUGAAAGUCAGCUGGUUCCAUGUUGAGAACGGGUUUCAUGGGAUGAUAAACUUCUUCAAAGGAUGCAUCUUUGCAUUCCCCACUGCAGUUGAAUUAACGGACAGCAUCGUAGACUUUGUCAAAAACUUAUGA
Molecule: messenger RNA, 5269 nt
Organism: Podarcis lilfordi (Lilford's wall lizard)
Lineage: Eukaryota; Metazoa; Chordata; Lepidosauria; Squamata; Lacertidae
Source: the annotation of a GenBank genome assembly